AUGAAACGGACACGACGAACUGGUCGUGGCAUAUGCGACUUUGCAAAUGUUAUAGAGUACAUAAAGCAUGGAAAAUACCCGAAAGAUGUUUCUGAAGGUGAAAAAAGAAGCCUGCGAAAACGCUCGAAGAGUUUCAGACUGGAUGGCGAAAAUCUUUAUUAUUUGACGAAUCAAACUGAAAGUAAAGGUGAUGUAGUGUCAGAAAAAAAUGAUCGAUUGGUUCUUCUCACCGAGGAACAACGUCUGGAGGUCAUUGCCGAAGCACAUGUAGAUUCAACAGGUGUGCAUUUGGGUCGAGAAAAGGCUACAAACCUCAUCAACAAGAAGUACUAUUGGGUGGGUGUGUCCAACAUGGUGAGAGAGUAUGCCAGGUCAUGCAAGGUUUGUUGUGCCAACAGACUGGCCCAGAGCCAGGCCUAUGAACUUUAUAGAGCACAAAUAACCCAUAUAGCUAAGGAGGAAGAUGAAUUUCAUGAUGUGGAGACAGCUUCAUCAUUGUCGUCAUCCUAUUUAUCCACUUCCUCUGAUGUAGCUGACGACUUGGUCAAAUCAGAAUGGCAGACUCCAUUAGAACCUGUGGCAUUUGGGGAAGUGGUGGAGCUCUCUGUUUUAGGACCACACAAGUGUCAGAACGGUAGUCGGUAUGUGGUUGUUUUCAUGGAUGUAUACUCUGGUUGGCCAGAAGCAUAUGUUGUGGAUAAGGUGACGCCUGCAGAUAUAACACACCUUGUUAUCAACUGGAUCUGUAGAUUUGGAAUGAUGCAGAAUGUGAGUAUAAAGAACAGUGGAUCAUGCUCCAUGACAGAAUGCCAACCAUUGACUAGAAUCUUAAAGGAUCAGGGCCUUUUUGACAUUGUUAUACAUCAAAGUUCAACUGUUUGGAAUUCAACUUCACAGUGGAAUGAAGUAGAAGACAGACUUGUUAGUUUUAUAGAGAAUAAUGUAUGUUGGGAUAAAUGUUUGGAGUUUGCCCUUCUGCCUCUGCGUAUAUCUAGAGGAAGACAAGCUGAGUACACGCCAAGCUAUUUAACAUUUGGAAGGGAAUUGCGAUUACCACUGUAUCUGUCACAUCGGGAGGGUGACACCAAUACAAGUGCAACAAUGGACCCACAUCUUACUCUAAAUCAGAUGGAGUGCUCCACUGAUAAACUGAUCCAGCUUUACACAGAAUAUGCCUAUGAAAUGGGGAAGGAAUUCAAAGAACAAAACAAGGAGGUGGCAAACAGGGGAGACUUUAAAGUACCUGUCAGUUCUAACCAUUCUGGAAAGAAACGUGGGAGGAAGAGGAAAGAGUUACAACAGACUGAUGAGGACAAUGAAGAGAAUGAGAAUAGAGGUGUUGAUAUCCUGAUGGGCGAUACAGUGGAUAGUACAGAAAUUUCUCCAUCAGCAACGCUGCCCACAGGAUCAAGGAAGCGCAAACCCAGACAUUCCCAACAACUCAAGGAUAGCAAACAGAUCAAAACGGAGAAAGACAUGGAGGCAGAACUUGAUGGAGACUCUGAGAAAAGUAAUCAGGAUAUGUGUAAGGUUUCUUUAGAUGUGUUUUAUAGAAGCAUUUUGAUGUACUUGGAAAAAAAAACCUACCCUGCAGGAAGUAGUGAACACCUGAAGCGAGCUGUCAGGAAAGCCCACAAUCACUACUCUGUAGAUGAUGGAAAGCUCAUGUACAAAGUGGGAUCUUCUAUUAAAAGAGAGGUCAUCACCACACUAAAGGGCAGACUGGAACUCCUGCAGGCAGCACACAUAGACUCUGAAGGUAAUCACAUGCCUGUACGACAUGUGGAGAGAAAGUUAUCUCAGUACUACUGGAGAAGUAUAAUGGCUGAUUGUCAGGCAUUUGUGGCUGCUUGUCCUACAUGUGAUCAGAAACGUUCCGAGAAAAAAACAAAUUUGACAGAUGCACCCACAAUGGCUCGAAUUCGGAGAUAUGAGAAAAUGGCUGAUGUUGCAGAGAAACACUAUGCCUUGCUUAUACAGUAUCUUCAGAAGUCAAAGUUCCCACCCUCAACCACAGAUAAUGAUAAAAUUGCAGUUGAAAAGAUAGCUGACCACUUUAAGCUUGUCAAAGGGGUUCUUUAUUUGAUGGACAAAUCAUCAAGUAUGUGUGUGGAAAUAGCUAGCAGAGCACGAAAAAUGGCCAUUAAGUCUGCUCACCAAAGUACAGGCAGCACACUUCCUAGCUAUGAAGAGCUAUGUGGAGCUGUCAGUCAGAAGUAUAUAUGGCAUGGACUAUCCACAGACGUAUUUCACUACCUGAACUCUCUGGGGUCUACGGCUCAGGAAUGUCCUGUAACAAAACCCAGCCACAUAGAAAAGAAGAGAUUGGAAUUCAUUGAGUAUUUUAACGAUGAAAAAGCAUUUUUCGAGAAAUAUGAAGACCAGUCUGUGGCUCAAUCAACCCAGGAUGAAUUAGAAGAAAAUAAUGAGUUGACUGUGCAGAUUGGGCUGGAUAUGGAUGUGUUUGAUUGUGAGGAACCAUCAGGCAACACUGCCAACAAUCAGUCAGAGGAGCAGGUCACAGAUAAGACCAUGGAUAAAACAGAAAGUAGUGUGAGUGAUGGAGCAGACACUGAGGUAGGACUAAACAACUAUGUAAGUAACAAUUCUAAUAAGGUCUAUGUUGUAUCAACGACAAGGAAUCCAGCGGAGGCCGAGUCAGAAAUUACUGUACACAUAACAGAGGAAACAGAAAACAGCAAUAAAGCCAACAAAGAAGAAUUGUUAUUAUCUGAAAAAGAAGGUGUUAUGAAAAAGAAAUCUCAGUUAUCUGAUCUUGGAGAAGGAGGGUUAGUUCAGCUGGCUAAUGCCCUGGCUCUAGUAUCUGAUCCUCUAACUGAAGCUGCUGUUCAGUCUAUUAUACAGGGGGUAGACUCAUCACAGAAGGUCAGUGUCACACCACUUAAAGCUGACACAACAAAGGCAUCAAAGCAAACAGGCAAGAAGACUGCAGCAAGUGCUACAAGUGGUCACUCUCAAUUACCAAGCACCAGUGUCAACCCACAAGAUUCAACAAAGCCAAUGGCAGAUGAGGAGACUGGGGAUGGCAAGAAAAAGAAGACGUCAUGCUUGUUCACCUGUAACAUAUGUAAUCAAGUUAUCCGUGGAAACGUCAAGUUUAAAAUUCACAUGGCAAAACACAAUGGUCAGAAGCCGUUCCAAUGUGAUGUGUGUAACAAGCAAUUCACCAAUAUCAAAUCCAGACGGAUGCACAUGCGGAAACACACGGGCGUAACUCCAUAUCUGUGCAAUCUCUGUGGAAAGAAGUUUACAUUGAUUGGCAGCCUUAAAGCACAUAUCAAAAUCCAUGAAAAAGGUGGUUGUGUUAAAAUAGUUUGCAAGAUUUGUGACAGGGUGUUUGCUAGCCAGAACCGAUAUGACAGGCAUAUGGAAUUUAAACAUCCCAGCACUCCUCCAGUCUACAAGUGUGAUGCAUGUAGCAAGUUCUUUACCACUGCAAGAAGCUUGAGGCGACACACGAUGUCCUUCCACAUGAACAUCAAGUACCAUCUCUGUGGAGUGUGUGGGAAAAGUUUCUUCAGGAAAGAAUAUCUGACAUCUCACUUGGCCCAACAUCAAGGACUUUCAGGUGUCCGAAAGGUCACAAAGAAACGUGAAUCCUCAUUAAAGGCGGAACCUAGGGAAGAAGUGGUUCAUGUUGAGCACAUUGGUCCUUCAGUGGUACAGAGACAUGUACAGCAACUACCCGAGUCUGCAACAAUAGUGGUUGAUUCCUCAGACAUCCAAGAUAUCCAACAUGCAGAUCUUCAAACCUUGGAUCAGUCAGAUGUACAAAACAUUGGUUCCACAGUGGUGCGCCAUGUUAGCAGUUCAGAUGUAACCAGGCCAUCUCCUGAAGCCUUGGAAACUUAUCAGGCUACACAUAUUGUGGCUGCUGGAAAUGUCACAACAGACAAUUUAGCACCAGUCACACUGUACUCCAACUCACACAUGCAUUACACAGACACAGGUGCUCCGGUGGAGAACACUUACUACACGAUUGAGACCACUAGUCAGGAUGAUGAACAGCAGGCGGCUGUGGUGUAUGGCUACCCUGCAGUUCAGUAUGAGGUGGAGUGUAGCUCUGGGGCUGAACAGCUCAACAGUGAGGACUUGUCAGCCAUUAAUCUCCUAGCACAGGCUAGUGUAUGUCAGGGCAAUGAAUCCAUUACCUAUGUUGCCCAUGCAUACCAGUAAUGUGUUAGACAAAUAGUUCAUUACCUACAUCACACACAGACCAGUAGUAUUAGGCCAUGAGUCCAUUACCAUGUCACACAUGCAUAUCAGUAAUAUGUUGGACAAAGAGUCCAUUACUUUUUUCAAAUGCAUACAAUUCUGUCGGACAUUAAUUACAUAUGUCACAAGGAGAUAUUUAUGUAUUCAUACACUGCUUUCAUUACUUUUAGCACAAAUGGUUACAAAUGUCGAACAAAUCAAAAGAUACGUCAAGUGGGUACCUUAAUGCAUGUUCAGACAAGUCCAUUACUUACUUCAUUUGGGUACCUGUUAUACAUGUUUGGAUGAGUACAUGAACUAUAUCACUGGACUACCUGUAAUGCUAAUUGGGACAAUUCAGAUACCUACAUGUACAUCAUUAGAAAUGAGUUAUAAAUAUGUGUAUUAAAGAAGUAAUGUAAAAGUUCUAAAAUAGAGCACAAAAGUACUUAAAGUAAAAAAAUCAUUUAAUUAAACAGAAAGGUAUCAUGCCAUAAAGAUAAAACAAAAUGCUUAUGAUCUAAAGAGUUCAGAAAUGAUGUUGGUGAAACUUUUAACUUUUGAUGACAGUGUAGACACAAGUUUGUUCAGUAUCAAUAAUGUAUAGAAAAUUGUUGAUUCAGAAUUGAUAAUGGCAGUCAGGCAUAGUCAAAAUAUUAAAGGUUGUGGUGAUUAAGUUUUGUUUUAGCAUGUUACACACACAUGGAUGUGGCAUGAAUUCCCAUCCUGAGGUUCAUAUAUAUAUAUCUAUAUUUUUAUAUAUACAGGUAUAUAUCUACAUAUGUAUAGGGACCGAGGGUUGGAAAUUGGUGCCAAGUCCCUGUGGUUAUAUAUGUCAGAUUUGUAUAAUCAUGUUUUCAGAGUGCCUGAUAAAUACAUCUAAUGAUCUGACCACAUAGUGCAUGUUUACCAUCAAGUUAUGUUUGCUUUGUUUUCAUGGCUCAAGAUAAACAGGCAAUUUGGAAGUAAAUAGAGAAAAACAAUUCUGUUCUACAAGUUAUCAAUAUGUUUCAUCACUUGGUUGCCUUGUUAUUGAAUGUGACCUUGUCAUAUUUUAGUGUAUUACAUGUGAAAUGUAGCCUAUUGGACAUCAGAUGUAGAAAAUGGGGCAAAGCCAAAAUUGGCUGGGUUGCGGGAUAAGUGCAAUGUUUUAUGGUAUUUAUAAGACAGUUAAGGGUGUUUCAUUUGUUGAGUAUCAAGAAAAAACAUCCGGAAUGAAUCCAUGAUAGGAGGUGCACAUCUUCAACAUAUAUGUAAACAUCCUACAAAGUUUCAAGCUUCUACGUCAAAAACUGUAGAAGUUGAUUCUACAAAACUGGUACCCCUUUUACCCGCCCGCCCGUCCACCUAACAUUCACCAUACUAUAACCCGGAUUUGCACACAGGUUACAUUGUGACGUAACAGUCAAAAUGAUGUGGAAAGAUCUGUUUUCUACAAUAUUUAUCUGAAUAAUUAAUCAUGCAAUAAAAAGGAUUUUAAAUUUG
Molecule: messenger RNA, 5700 nt
Organism: Ylistrum balloti
Lineage: Eukaryota; Metazoa; Mollusca; Bivalvia; Pectinida; Pectinidae
Exons: 15
Coding region: 1-4197 (1398 amino acids)
Molecular function (GO): DNA-binding transcription factor activity, RNA polymerase II-specific; RNA polymerase II cis-regulatory region sequence-specific DNA binding
Source: RefSeq, a predicted model, not a curated record